CUCGACAAGAGCUCCCGGAAUCCGAGUUGAAAGAGAUUGAUCACCGUAUUUGGAUUACAUACCGCCGGGAAAAUACUCCGACGAUAAGCUGGUAUCCAUCCUUGCUCAUUCGGUUUUUCAGGAGCGUAACAUCGCCUCAGAGGAAAUCGACGGAAGAAGAAAAAAAUCAGGGGAUCGUAGAUAUUCUCCAGAAAUGAGCGUCGCCGGAGAGUGAAAACAGAAGGGGAUCAGAAAUUCGAACAGAAACGAAAUAUAUUAGAGACGGUGGUAGCAACGCCGCCAUGAUGCCACUUAAUAAAAACUCCGCCUUCAUCUUCUUCGGCGUCUUUCUCCUCAUCGGCGCGUACAUAACCACGCGCCUAUUCACCGACGAAAUACCGAUCGACGCGGCAGAGAGAGAAAUCAAGGACGAGAGGAACGCACGCGCCGGCCCCACCUACAGAGUCGAGGUCCCACUGGACUGCCCUGGUUUCACCCUGACCGGAACAUGCCCCACGAACUACCCGACAACUUCUCCUUCGUCAUCAGCUGACCGUCCCCCGUCCAAAACCUGCCCGGAGUUCUUCCGGUGGAUCCACGAGGACCUCCGUCCCUGGGCCCGCACCGGCAUCACGAGGGAGACGCUCGAGAGGGCCAAAACGACGGCGAAUUUCCGGCUCGUCGUAAUCAAAGGCCGAGCCUACGUCGAGACUUUCGAGAAAGGGUUCCAGACGAGGGACACUUUUACCCUGUGGGGGUUCCUACAGUUGCUCCGUAGGUACCCCGGCCAAGUCCCCGAUCUGGAGCUCAUGUUCGAUUGCGUCGACUGGCCGGUGAUCAAAUCGGCGGACUUCGCCGGACCCGAAUCUCCUCCUCCGCCGCCGCUGUUCCGGUACUGCGGCGACAACCAGACGCUUGACAUCGUCUUCCCCGAUUGGUCCUUUUGGGGAUGGGCGGAAAUCGACAUAAAGCCAUGGCAAAUGCUGCUACCAGAGCUGAAGGAAGGAAACACGAGGACCAAAUGGGAGAACAGGCAGCCCUACGCUUAUUGGAAGGGAAACCCUGACGUAGCGGAGACGAGAUUGGAUCUUAUGAAAUGUAAUGUCUCCGAGAAGCAGGAUUGGAACGCUAGGGUUUACAGGCAGGAUUGGUUCAAGGAGUCGCAACAAGGGUACAAGCAAUCUAGUCUGGCGAGUCAGUGCAUUCACAGGUACAAGAUUUACAUUGAGGGUUCGGCAUGGUCGGUGAGCCAGAAGUACAUUCUGGCGUGUGACUCCGUCACGUUGAUCGUAAACCCACAUUACUACGAUUUUUUCACGAGAGGGUUGAUGCCGGUCCGCCAUUUCUGGCCGGUCAAGGAGAAUGAUAAGUGCAGGUCGAUUAAGUUCGCCGUCGAUUGGGGGAACAGCCACAAGAGGAAGGCGCAGGCGAUUGGGAGGGCGGCGAGCAACUUCAUCCAGAACGACCUGAAAAUGGAGAAUGUGUACGACUACAUGUUCCACCUCCUGAACGAGUACGCCAAGCUGCUCAAGUUCAAGCCGGAGGUGCCGCGGAACGCCACGGAGCUCUGUUCCGAAGCCAUGGCUUGCGCUGCCGACGACCAGGGGUUUCAGAAGCAAUUCAUGAUGGAUUCACUGGUGAAGGGUCCAGCGGAGAGGGCUCCCUGCGCCAUGCCGCCGCCGUACGACCCUUCGUCGAUGUAUGCGGUUGUGAAGAAGAGGGAGAGCUCGAUGAAGAUUGUGGAUUUGUUGGAGAGGAGGUAUUGGGAGAAGCAGGGUCGUCGUCAGCAGAAGCCUUGAUUUAUAUAGAUUGUGAGAGAAUUCAAGGUUCUGCUUGGCUUGGUUGGUGUUUUCUUUGCUUGUGUUAUGUUUGUAUACACAACAGUUGUUUAAAGGGUAGAGUAUCUGGUGAUCAAAAGACACCAACAAGAUAUGAAGGUUAAUAAAGCGCAAACUAUUUG
Messenger RNA from Linum trigynum, 1939 nucleotides. The record is from the annotation of a GenBank genome assembly. NCBI's taxonomy places the organism in Eukaryota, Viridiplantae, Streptophyta, Magnoliopsida, Malpighiales, Linaceae.